Aedes albopictus (Asian tiger mosquito) is the source of this 2131-nucleotide messenger RNA. RefSeq lists its product as uncharacterized. The record is from RefSeq and is a predicted model, not a curated record. The coding region runs from base 1 to 1830 and encodes 609 amino acids. Lineage: Eukaryota; Metazoa; Arthropoda; Insecta; Diptera; Culicidae. The transcript has 2 exons. Gene Ontology annotation, molecular function: nucleic acid binding; RNA-DNA hybrid ribonuclease activity.
AUGAUUUCCAAUUGGAUUCACCAAAUGCUCAAAAACCGACAUCUCUUCUCGACAUUGCGUCAAGCGGCGAUUAGGAAAUUGUGUGUUUGUGGAUGCCCCCAAGGGGGAGUCUUAUCACCACUUUUAUGGAAUCUCGUAGCAGAUACGCUAUUGAGGCAACUCAAUAAUAGCGGUUUUCUUACUUAUGGUUUUGCCGACGACUACCUAACAUUGUUAGUCGGUAUGUGCAUCAGCACCCUUUUCGACCUGAUGCAAAACGCUCUUCAGGUAGUUGAGGGUUGGUGUCGCCAAUAUGGCCUUUCGGUAAAUCCGAGUAAAACAUCUAUUGUUCUUUUCACGGAAAAGCGAAACCGUAAUGGUGUUCGAACUUUACGUCUCUUUGAUUCUGAAAUCAAUGUGACUGAACAGGUAAAGUACGUUGGAGUCAUUCUUGAUUCCAAGCUUUCCUGGACACCUCAUGUUGAGUUCAGAAUCAAGAAAGCUUGUAUGGCCUUCGGGCAAUGCCGGCGAACCUUUGGUACAACUUGGGGUCUAAAACCCAAGUAUAUCAAAUGGAUCUACACAACUGUUGUUCGGCCAAUAUUGGCCUAUGGAUGUCUUGUGUGGUGGCAAAAGGGCGAAGUGAGAACGGUCCAAUCAAAGUUAGGCCAUCUCCAAAGGAUGUGCUUAAUGGCGAUGUCUGGAGCGUUCUCUUCAACUCCCACGGCAGCGCUCGAAGUUCUCUUUGACGUUGCCCCACUACACAUUCAUCUCAAACAAGAAGCACUUUCUUGCACUUACCGCCUAUGGGUACUCGGUUUACUAGAGGAAACUCCUGUGAACCGCAGUUCAACACACACCUCGUUGUUUCCACUUUUGGUGAAUUGGGACAAAGUUGUCCUUGCUCCAAGUGAUCUUACAAUUGCUUGUAAUUUUCCAUAUAGGACAUUUUCCACGAAAUUCCCUUCCCGGGAAGAGUGGACAUCUGGUUAUCAGGAGAGAAGUAUUUCAGACGGCAUCGUAUGUUACACUGAUGGCUCCCUUCUCGAAGGUCGAGCAGGUGCUGGUGUUUAUUCUCGUGAGCUAAGGCUGUAUCAGUCUUAUUCACUUGGCAGACACUGCACCGUUUUUCAGGCCGAAAUCUUUGCUCUUAUGUGCGGAGUGCAAUCAGCACUUCAGCAGCACGUAAUGGGCAAAGUAAUAUACUUCUGUUCAGAUAGCCAGGCUGCUAUUAAAGCACUUGCUUCGGCCAACUCCAGGUCGAAGAUAGUUAUCGCUUGUCGAACUCAAAUUGAGGAGCUGAAUUCAGCAAACGCUGUUCACCUUGUAUGGGUACCUGGCCAUUCUUCCAUCGCUGGAAAUGAAUUGGCUGAUGAGUUAGCUCGCACUGGAGCAUCACAUGACUUCAUUGGCCCUGAGCCAGCUAUUCCGGUAUCCAAGUGUUGGGUGAAGCUUCAGAUUGACACCUGGGCUGCCACUCAGCACAAACAAUACUGGAAUAGUUUGGAGUCAUGUCGUCAAACAAAAUUGUAUUGUACUGAGCCAUCUCUAGGGGUGGCAAAGUAUCUAACAAAUCUGUCAAAGCAGAAUUGCAGCAUGCUGGUCAAAGCAUUGACUGGCCACUGCCGACUCAGUUAUCACAUGGCGAAUAUUCAGCAAGCUGAUUCAUUUGCAUGUGAUAGCUGUGAAUCCGAUUAUGGAACUUCGUAUCAUUUAAUAUGUAACUGUCCAGUUUUUGCGCAAUUGCGUUUCCGAGUACUCGGGAAACACUUAUUAAGUGAAACUGACUUCAGAAACCUGAAUCUUCAGGACGUUCUGUUGUUCUUGACCCGCUGUGGUAAAGAGCUAUAGGCUCUCUUUACGCUUUAUGCAUUAUCACAGUGCCCUUCUCAGGGCGCUGUUCGAACCCAUUGUGGCACGCUUAUGCGUUAUUACAGUGUCCUUUUCAGGACGCUAUGUGAACCCAUUGUGGUACGCUCUUGCGAGUAUGACGAUCCUAUUCCCUUACCUGUCCUUUCCCAUGUCCUAUCCUUUUUCCUUCCCUUCUCCGUCAGGUAAAUGAUGAAUAGGCUCGUGUUCAUGGCGAUGGCACAAAUUUCCCGAAUGGAGGAGAACGUGCCUCUAGAGCCGACCUACUGAUACCUGAUACCUG